AAAAAAAAAAAAAAAUCUACACAUCUUCUGUAUAUCAGCAAAAUUCCAAUGGGGUUUCGCUCAAAUCCUUUAUUCAUAAAACAUUUCCUGCAAAAAUCCGCUAAAAGAUCAAAUCUUUCCACUGUUCCUUCGAGCGCACCAGCUGUUUGUGAAAAUGCCCAAGUCGGACAUGAAACUGAAAUAAUCUGCCAACUGGUAACCAAGGUCGGAAAUGCAAGAGAUCUCGACUCCGCUUUGAAUUCCGCCAAUUUAAGCGACCAAUUACCCCCACAUUCGAUUUUCCAAGUUUUGAAGAAGCUCAACAAUUCCGGAAUCAUGGCGCUCUCGUUUUUUCGGUGGGCUGAAAACAGGACGAGUUCUCGACGACACACCACCGAGUGCUACAAUGUCCUGAUCGAAUCACUGGGCAAAAUCAAACAGUUCAAAAUGGUCUGGUUAUUAGUUGACGAGAUGAAAUCAAAGGGCCUCCUCUGUAAAGACACUUUUGCCCUCGUUUCGCGGCGCCUCGCGAGGGCGAAGAGGGUCAAAGAGGCCAUCGAAGCAUUCGAGCGGAUGGAGAAAAAGUACGCCUUGAAACCCGAGCUGCAAGAUUACAACAGGUUGCUCGAUACCCUGAGCAAAUCCAGACACGUGGAGAAUGCACAAGAGGUGUUCGACAAAUGGAAAAACACAAGAUUCACACCCGACAUCAAGUCCUACACAAUACUAUUGGAAGGGUGGGGUCAAGAGUGUAAUUUCCUCAGGCUCGACGAGGUUUACCGCGAGAUGAAGGAGGACGGAUUCAGUCCAGAUAUCGUGAGCUACGGUAUUUUAAUCAACGCAUAUUGCAAAUCAAGAAAGUACGAAGAAGCAAUCGAAUUGUACCACGAAAUGGAAAGAAAAAACAUGAAGGUGACACCUCACAUAUACUGCACUCUAAUCAACGGAUUAGGUUCCGAGAAGAAAUUAAACGAAGCCAUCAAGUUUUUCGAGUUAUGCAAAGGUAGUAGCGAUUGCGUAAUCGAAGCUCCAACUUAUAACGCUAUGGUGGGCGCUUAUUGCUGGAGUGAGAGGAUGAACGAAGCUUACGGCGUGGUUGAAGAGAUGAGGAAAUGUGGGGCCGGCCCCAAUACGAGGACAUACGAUAUUAUCCUGCACCAUCUUGUAAAGCAUAAAAAAACGAAGGAAGCGUAUAUCGUGUUUCGGAAAAUGAACGGCGAACCGGGUUGCGAGCCGAGUGUGAGUACUUACGAGAUAAUCGUUAGAAUGUUCUGCAAAGAAGGGCGAACGGAUAUGGCUUUGGGUGUAUGGGAAGAGAUGAAGGGUAACGGUGUACUUCCUGGUAUGCAUAUGUUUUCGGCUUUGAUUAACGGCCUUUGUAACGAUAAUAAGCUGGAUUGUGCGUGUAAGUAUCUUCAAGAAAUGCUCGAUAUGGGUAUGCGGCCACCCGAUCGAUUGUUUAAGCAUCUGAAAAAGAUUCUUCUCGGUGAGGGGAGAGAAGAUAUUGUCAUUAUAUUGGCUCAUAGAAUUGAGAAACUAAGGAAUAUUCCCUUAAUUGGUUGAGAAAGAUUUCUAUAUACUAAUACACUAUUUUUGUAA
This is a messenger RNA of Erythranthe guttata (spotted monkey flower), 1578 nucleotides long. RefSeq names its product Tetratricopeptide repeat (TPR)-like superfamily protein. Lineage: Eukaryota; Viridiplantae; Streptophyta; Magnoliopsida; Lamiales; Phrymaceae. The record is from RefSeq and is a predicted model, not a curated record. Gene Ontology annotation, molecular function: protein binding.